This is a messenger RNA of Chrysemys picta bellii (western painted turtle), 735 nucleotides long. NCBI's taxonomy places the organism in Eukaryota, Metazoa, Chordata, Testudines, Emydidae. The record is from RefSeq and is a predicted model, not a curated record.
AUGCUGGCUGAGCCCCGGCUCCACACCCCCAGGUACUUCUUCCUGGGAAACCUUGCCUGCCUGGACAUCUUCUACAGUACGGUCACCGUGCCCAAGAUGCUGGCCGGCUUCCUCUCGGGGCACCAGACCAUCUUGUUUCCUGGCUGCCUGGCCCAGCUCCACUUUUUCCACUUCCUGGGCAGCAGUGAGGCUGUACUGCUGGCCGUCAUGGCCUAUGACCGCUACAGGGCCAUUUGCAACCAGCUGUGCUACAGGCUGGUCAUGAGGCCACAGGCCUGUCUGUUCCUGGCAGCGGCCACUUGGGCCACUGGCUUCCUACAUGCGCUGAUGCACACGGUCAUGACAUCUCAGGUGCAUUUCUGUGGCCCCAAUGAAAUCCACCACUUUUUUUGUGAUAUCAAGCCCCUGCUGAGCCUGGCCUGUAGCAGCAUCCACCUCAACUUGACACUGCUCAGCUUCGUCACCGGGAGCAUCACGCUGUGUUCGUUCAUCCUCACGCUUCUCUCCUACCUCUACAUCAUCUCCUUCCUCCUCCUGAAGGUCUGCUCACAGGAAUGCAGGAGAAAGGCCUUUUCCACCUGUGCCUCCCACCUCGCCGUGGUGUCUCUAUUCUAUAUGCCAGUCCUUGGUAAUUACCUGAUUGCCUCUUCAGGUUCCCCCUCUGAAAGAGACAUGAUAUCCACCCUCAUGUACAGCAUCGUCACCCGAGCUCUGAACCCCCGAUCUACACCUUGA